AUGGGUUGGGAUGGGAUGGGAGAUUAUGUAGAUAGAAUGAGUUUGAUAAAGCUCCAGAGAUUGAUUGUAAGUCCCGCUUUCACGAGCAUAUAUAGCAUCUUCGCACAUGCUUCUAUAGCCCCACACCAGCAUUGCCAAGGAAAAUCGAAUGACAGGAUGGCUGUAAUGGAGACAUCUGUUCAUGCCAGAAAAACUACUGGUUCCGGUCUUGGGUGCGCUAUGAUUGGAGUAGCCCUAGCUUGUGUCAUCCGCGCUUACAUGACGACGAUGCAUCUUAUCACUGAGAACUGCUACUAUAGUAUGUUUGGUCGUUCUAUGAUAGCGCAAAUGCCCAUCACCUCAUCAUCCUCGCCGAUCACGCAUCCCCGGGCUCUAGCUCCAGGGAGCUACUUCCCUAUGUACGCAUCGCAUGUAUAUAAUUCCAACCUAGCCAAAGUGUAUUUACCGUCAGCAAGCCAGAUUAUCUUGUUCGGGCCUGGAUUGGCUGUUAUAUCCUCUUGA
Aspergillus niger is the source of this 501-nucleotide messenger RNA. RefSeq lists its product as hypothetical. Bases 1 to 501 code for a protein of 166 amino acids. The transcript is spliced from 4 exons. The record is from RefSeq and is a predicted model, not a curated record. NCBI's taxonomy places the organism in Eukaryota, Fungi, Ascomycota, Eurotiomycetes, Eurotiales, Aspergillaceae.